Messenger RNA from Manduca sexta (tobacco hornworm), 1246 nucleotides. RefSeq names its product pancreatic lipase-related protein 2-like. NCBI's taxonomy places the organism in Eukaryota, Metazoa, Arthropoda, Insecta, Lepidoptera, Sphingidae. Gene Ontology annotation, molecular function: lipase activity. The transcript has 6 exons. The record is from RefSeq and is a predicted model, not a curated record. The coding region runs from base 115 to 1110 and encodes 331 amino acids. Gene Ontology annotation, biological process: lipid metabolic process.
UUGUUAAGGAUGUGAUAACAAUAAUUAUCGAUUAAAGUGUAGAUAAAAUUUAAAAUAAAUAGAGGGUGAAUCAGAUGAGUGAACAGAAGUGUUGUGACCUCUCAAUCAUCGACAAUGAAGGCUGUUUUCCUAGUAGUGCUUUCCUGCACUGCAUAUCUCGCUAGCGCGGGGCCCAUGUAUAAAGAUGAGCUCGGCGACUAUCCACGUUACAUCAACUUCCCCGACGGCGAGGGCAAGCUCCACCGAGUAGACUUGGAGGCAGAACCCGACUACGCUCUGCUUGAUGAAGUCACUAGGAACCCAGCCAACAACCAAUACAUUUUGUUCACCAGACAAAAUCGUCGCAGCGGCCAGACCUUGGUCAUCAACAACCAGAAUUCCAUCACCAGAUCCAACUUCAACGCUAGACGUCCAACCAUUGUGGUCGCUCACGGAUGGCUUAGCAACCAACAUACCGACAUUAACCCUACCAUCAGAGAUGCCGCGCUCAACGCCGAAGACGUGAACGUGAUCGUGGUGGAUUGGAGACGCCUUGCUAUGUCCGACUACGCGACUGCGGCGCGCGGCGUGCCUGCUGUCGGCCGCGGCGUGGGACAGUUCUUGAUCUUCCUCAACCGCGUAACUGGCGCGGCGUUCAACACCAUGCACCUCGUCGGCUUCUCCUUGGGCGCUCACUUGGUUGGUAACGCCGGACGUGAACUUGGCGGAAGAGCCGCUCGUGUCACUGGUUUGGAUCCCGCUGGCCCUCUGUGGAACAUGAACUCCGGCCGCCUCAGGGGCUCCGACGGCGUCUACGUUGAAGCUAUCCACACAGACGGUGGAGUUGGUGGUCUUGGCAUUGGAUCUGCUGUAGCUAACGCUGAUUUCUUCCCCAAUGGCGGCAAUUCCCAACCCGGAUGUGCCCUGAGCCUUUGCAAUCACAACCGCGCUUGGGAGCUCUUCGCUUCCACCCUUACCCGCAAUCACUUGGUUGGAAACCAGUGCUCCAACACGCUGCAAAUUACAACAAACUCUUGCCGUGGUUCUCGCCUGAAUAUGGGUAAUAACAUCCUGAAUAAGCGAGGAUCUGGCCUGUUCAGAUUGGACACAGGAAGGAGAUACCCGUUCUAAGCACAUGAAAAUGUUUUGUGAAUGUUAUGAAAAAUAAAACAUGGCUAUGUAUUACGACGUAUUAUAUUAUUGUUUAAAAUUAUGAAUGCAAAUGUAUAUUUUAAAUAUGAACAAAAAUAUAAACUUUUUCAUUUUA